AUGCAUUCUCGCAGAAAUGGAGGUGUCGCUACCGUCUAUCCCGACCGAGUGCAGCAGAAUCCCGAAGUCGUGGCACAUCUGAAUCAAGCGCUUAUCGAUGAUAUCACCCGGGGCAGUCAGGAGCAGUGGCAACGACUGCUCGCAUAUCCUUUCGAGACCGCAGAAGCAGCAGAAGCCAACGAGUCGAGGACAAUAGCCAACUUGCUCGCCGCUUGGGACCGUCUAGAAUCCGAAGCAGAGGCAGAGCGAGCUCUCAACAGACCGCUCCUUAAUUCAGUAGCUCAGAGCACGCAGCCCGAGGCCGCUUUCAUGCUCAGCGUCAUGCCGGUGCUGCAAGAGGAGCUCGCAUUGCUCGCGCAGCAGCGCAAAUCGUACGAAGAUGAAGCGCUCCUCGAGCGUGAUGUCGUGCUAAAGCAAGCAGCAGAGAAUGCAGCAUUGCGAGACGAGCUCAAGGCAGUCGUUGAUAACCUUCACGAGUCAGUGGCGAUCAUGCGACAGGUCGAGCAAAGCAUCACUAUCGAUGAUGAUAUUCUCAGACCGCCUGUCAAUUAA
This is a messenger RNA of Mixia osmundae IAM 14324, 552 nucleotides long. RefSeq lists its product as uncharacterized. NCBI's taxonomy places the organism in Eukaryota, Fungi, Basidiomycota, Mixiomycetes, Mixiales, Mixiaceae. The coding region runs from base 1 to 552 and encodes 183 amino acids. The record is from RefSeq and is a predicted model, not a curated record. The transcript has 3 exons.